This is a messenger RNA of Arabis nemorensis, 558 nucleotides long. The record is from the annotation of a GenBank genome assembly. NCBI's taxonomy places the organism in Eukaryota, Viridiplantae, Streptophyta, Magnoliopsida, Brassicales, Brassicaceae.
AUGUCAGCUGGAUUAGGGUUUUGGUGGGAAGACGAAGCUCUUAUCAACACGUCGGAGAACGUCGAAGAACUGAAAGAUGCGAUCGAUGCGGUCUCGACCAUGUUGAAUAAUGUGAGGCUCCGGUUAGAUGAUGUGGUGAAGAGUACUGAUCAUGGAGCUUUAGUGAUUCAUGAUCAGGAGGACAAUCUUCAGCUUUGCAACACCAACACGAACAACAACUACGGAGAGGCUACGCAUCAAGUUCCUAAUUUUGAAGGAGCCUCUGGUUCUGGAACUUUGGUACACAAUCUUCAGCUUUACAACACCAGUACGAACAACAACGUCGAAGAUACUACGCAUCAAACUCCAAAUUUUGAAGGAGCCUCUGGUUCUGGAACUUUGGUUCACAAUCUUCAGCUUUACAACACCAUUACGAACAACAACGAAGAGGCUACGUAUCAAACUCCAAAUUUUGAAGGAGCCUCUGGUUCUGGUUCUGGAACUUUGGUACAGGUCGGGGAGGAUAAUUACAACGUUGAUGAUUUUCUUAGGUAUUUCAACAACAUUGAUCCACUUUGA